UACCUAUGCGAACAAAUCGUUCCGGGAAAUCGUGUCACAAUUGUCGGUAUCUAUUGCAUUCGUUCACUGGCACCCACUAAGGCCCAUUCCGCUGCGGGUGAACGGGGUAACAUGGCUGUGCGUCAGCCGUACGUGCGUGUUUUGGGCUUAAGCAUCGACACCGAAGGACCUGGGCGCAGUGGUCUUGGUUCAAGUUCUAUGAUUUUGUCGAACUCAUCCACCACAUUCACUGAGGCUGAAGAGGAGGAACUGAUAGCUCUGGCCAAUUCACCUGGUAUUUACGAACGACUGGCUCGCAGUAUUGCACCUUCAAUUUUCGGCAGCUUGGACAUCAAAAAAGCUAUCGCAUGCCUCAUCCUGCCUGAUGGUUUAUGUCGUCGCGGUGAUAUCAACAUGCUGAUGUUAGGAGAUCCCGGAACUGCCAAGUCCCAGUUACUGAAGUUCGUGGAACGUUGUGCUCCCGUGGGUAUCUACACCUCCGGCAAAGGAAGCUCAGCGGCAGGUUUAACAGCUUCGGUCAACCGAGAUCCAUCAUCACGAACCUUUGUGAUAGAGGGCGGCGCUAUGGUCCUCGCUGACGGUGGUGUUGUCUGCAUCGAUGAGUUUGACAAAAUGCGCGAAGACGACCGAGUUGCUAUCCACGAGGCGAUGGAACAACAAACUAUUUCAAUUGCAAAGGCAGGUAUAACGACUACAUUAAACAGUCGAUGCUCCGUUUUGGCAGCUGCGAACAGUGUCUAUGGUCGAUGGGAUGAAACGAAAGGAGGAGAAAAUAUCGAUUUCAUGCCCACCAUUCUUUCGCGGUUUGACAUGAUAUUCCUGGUUCGUGAUGUACAUGAUGCACAACGAGACACAACCCUCGCGAUGCAUGUUAUGCGCGUUCAUCUUCACGGAAAGUGA
Messenger RNA from Echinostoma caproni, 900 nucleotides. NCBI's taxonomy places the organism in Eukaryota, Metazoa, Platyhelminthes, Trematoda, Plagiorchiida, Echinostomatidae. The record is from the annotation of a GenBank genome assembly.